AUGACUAUUCGAGCAUACAGAGUUAUGAAAUAUAAUUAUGAAGUUUUGAAAAUAUCGUUAAGGUUGUCUUCGGUGGAUGCUGUGAGCGUAAAAGCCCUGCGGCAACUAGAGAAUGACGACGGGCACGGUCUUCAAACAGUCAAACAAGCUAAAGACUACAUGGAUGCACCCACGAUCGGGACAUUGGCACCUGAUCGAUUACGUCAUCACAAGGCAAAGGGACCUACGCAACGUUUGCCUCACAAGAGCGAUUCGAGCGACAACUGUAUGCUGCUCUCGCUAAAAAAAGGACUCGACGAAAGCAGACGGCCCAAAGCGGCGAUAGUACAGGUGUAUGGAUUUGUGGAACUUUUGCACGGAAAUAUUCAUCAAGGAUUGGGUCAUCACCGAUGA
This is a messenger RNA of Helobdella robusta, 393 nucleotides long. RefSeq lists its product as hypothetical. Lineage: Eukaryota; Metazoa; Annelida; Clitellata; Rhynchobdellida; Glossiphoniidae. Bases 1 to 393 code for a protein of 130 amino acids. The transcript is spliced from 4 exons. The record is from RefSeq and is a predicted model, not a curated record.